AGGUGAAAAAUGGGCUAAAACAGUAAGUUUCAAUUUGACAUUGACAGGCAACCAUUUCCACAAACAUUAGAGUAGGAUAAACUAAGUGAAGGACGAAACGUACAUUCACCACUUCAAAUUGCAAAUUUUUCUUGAGCAGUAACAACACGUUAGGAUGUGGAGAGCAUCAAAGCUCUCAAGUUUUGUUGGACAAGGCAGACAGAUUGUUGGACUGCCUUCCAAAGACAUAAAACCGAGGCAGUUCAGAAAAAAUCUAUCAUGUUUGUUUGGCCUUCCACUACUUCCCACUGCAUCUCUACAAUGUGGCAGAUGUUUUGGAACCAGUUCUCUGCAGCUGGUCAGGAAGGGAGUAGGUUACACUGGGUUUACAGCAGGGCCUCGCUUCUCCAAAAAGACUUCAUUAUAUCUAGCCUCUAUGGCUUUAAUCACGAUUGGUUCCUUUUUGAGUUUCCAAGGUGAAUUUGGGUUCACUAAAUCGAAAGACAAAAGUGUGAACGCAGCAGAACCAGAAGCAGUGGGGGACUCAAAGGAAGAAGAGGAGGAAGAGGGGAGCAAGAAAAAGAAAAUUGGCUUUAGAGACAAAAGAAUUAUAGAAUAUGAGAAUAGAAUCCGAGCCUAUUCAACUCCUGAUAAGAUUUUUCGCUAUUUUGCUACACUGAAAGUUCACCAUGGUGAAGACAAGGGUUGGGAAAUAUAUAUGACUCCAGAAGAUUUUGUCCGUUCUAUCACGCCAGGAAUGAAGCAACCAGAGGGGCUGGAUCUGGACAGGUUUAUCAAGUUUGAUCCACAGAGAAAAAAAAUCUUAAGUGUUCCCAGGCUGUGUCGGCUUAAAGUGAACAGCAAAGUGGAGUGGAAUCUCGGAGAGGACAGUAUCUUCUAUCAAAUGGGAGAGAGUGGCCUCAUUUCUUUCUCUGAUUACAUCUUUCUGCUGACUGUUCUCUCUACACCACCUAGGAAUUUCCAGAUUGCAUUUCAAAUGUUUGACUUCAAUGGAGAUGGUGAAGUGGACAUUGAAGAAUUUGAAAAGGUGAAUGCCAUUAUAAGGAACCAGACUAGUAUUGGCAAACGUCACAAGGAUCAUGCUGUCACAGGCAGUGUUAAUAAAGGUGUUGGGUCCGUGCUCUUGACCUAUUUCUUUGGUCCAGAUGGUAAAAAGAAGCUUACUGUCAAAGAAUUUCUUACAUUCCAACAGAGACUUCAAAAUGAAGUAUUGCGUAUAGAGUUUGACCGAUAUGAUCCAUUGUAUGAAGAGAAAGGGAAGAUUUCAGAGAAAGACUUUGGUCGCAUUCUCCUGACCUAUGCAGGAUAUCCAGACCAGAAGAAAUCACGCAUGUUAAAGAGAGUCAAAAAGAAGUACAAGGAAGACCCUAAGGGUAUUACUUUUGACGAGUAUUUAAACUUCUGGAUGUUCCUGAAAAGCAUCAACGAUGUUGAUACUGCUCUCAGUUUUUACCACCUUGCUGGUGUGUCCAUCGAUGAAGAGACACUGAAGCAUGUAGCUGCAACUGUUGCUGGUGUCAGGCUGUCAGAUCAUGUGGUGGAGCUGGUCUUCACAUUGUUUGAUGAAAAUGGAGAUGGGCAAUUAAGCAAUAAAGAGUUUGUAUCUGUGAUGAAACAGAGAGUUAUGAGAGGACUAGAGAAACCAAAGGACACUGGCUUUGUGAAACUCAUUAAUUCAGUCUGGAAAUGUGCAAAGAACACCACUUCUGCCUUCCUGGACUGAAGAGCUGAUACAGAGGGAGAAAAGGCUCAGUGGCAGUAGGUGAUCCCAAUUCCAUUUUCAUUUUCUUGGAAUUUUCACCAAUCCUGUUGCACAAAAUAUAAAUUUGUGAUCCAAAGGAACCAAUGGUACUUUCUCUGUAUGAUAUAAUAUCCCUUUCUUUGGAUGAUGUACUCCUGGAACACACAGCUGACAUUAGUAAUUGGCCUGGAUAGGACUUUUAAUUUAUUGUAAGAUUGUGCCGAGUGCCUGAUUAUAUACCUGUGCCUGAAGUACACUUCUACCUGGUUUAUGUAUGUAAACAUUUUCAGACAUUAUUUGUACAUAUGUAUAUCUACAAUUUUUAGGUCACCUGAGUUUAUAUUGCAUCUGGUCAGUGUCCGUCUUCGUCCAUCAUGUGUUAACAAUUGAACAUUUUUAUCUUCUUUCUGAUAACUGCCAUUCCAAUUCUUUUCAAAUUUGAUAUUGAAGCAUCUUUGGAACAAGGGAGACAUAAAUUGUAAAUUUCAAGACUCCUGCACCCAUGGGGCCAUAGGGGGAGAUAUAAACUGCAAAACAUUGACCAAUAUCAAAAAAUCUUUUCCUCUAAAACUGCACAUUUGUAAGAAAAACUAAAUGUUUAGUCAUGUUGAGCAGGAAUGCCUCUAUCAAAAUUGUAGGUAGUCCUCUACUAAAAUUAUAAAUUUUGUGAUCCCAGUGGCAAGGGUUUUGAAACCAAAAUUUUUAUAGUGAUUAUUAUUUUUGUCAUUUGAAUGACUUCUUUAAGUUUGCAGAUAUGGUUUAUAGACAAAAUGCAUAUUUAGGAAAAGCAUAAAAGGAUGUACCAAAAUUGGGAAUUUCACAACCUCGGGAUUUUGACUCUAGGACAGGUCCAAAUUAAUCAUAUCAAGUUAUUGUUAUUAUGUAAAGUUUUUCAUCAUGACGGGUACUUUCUGAAGCAUUUAAGUUUUAAGAACAUGUCUUGUUUUAUACUGUUGCUGAAUAUUAUGAUUUAGCUUAGAUGUGCAGAGCAGGAUUUUUUUUCUUCUAGAUUUCAAAGGCCUUGGGGUAGUGAUACUUUUAACUAAUACUCAGGUGACCAAUAAUGCCUGUGGGCCUCUUGUAUUUUGUUGAUCUUCCUUCUGUUGGGAGGUUCCAAAGAUAUUCUUCUUAUCAUAAGUUAUUCUUACAUAUAGCAAAAUUGUUUGGACUGUCAAACUUGUUUCAUGCACUUGUAUCCAAUUAAAAUAUUCUGUAAUUAUGAA
This is a messenger RNA of Ostrea edulis (European flat oyster), 2964 nucleotides long. Its product is annotated as calcium uptake protein 1, mitochondrial-like. Gene Ontology annotation, biological process: mitochondrial calcium ion homeostasis; calcium import into the mitochondrion. Bases 155 to 1723 code for a protein of 522 amino acids. Gene Ontology annotation, cellular component: uniplex complex. Lineage: Eukaryota; Metazoa; Mollusca; Bivalvia; Ostreida; Ostreidae. The transcript has 15 exons. The record is from RefSeq and is a predicted model, not a curated record. Gene Ontology annotation, molecular function: calcium ion binding.